AAACGAAACACAAGCAGAAGAAUCUUUACGCGGAAGUCCUGCCUAAAGUGGAGUCAUAUGACCAAGCAGCAGCCAGAGAAAAUGCUAUCUAGAAAUGGAUAAAUUCCUCAGCAAGGGUGACUAACCUGCACGACGAAAACGAUGGAGGAGAUCAAAGUGUCUCCUGACUAUAACUGGUUCAGAAGUACAGUGCCACUGAAAAAGAUCAUUGUUGAUGAUGACGACAGUAAGGUGUGGUCGUUGUAUGAUGCUGGGCCAAAGAACAUUCGAUGUCCCAUCAUCUUCCUCCCUCCAGUCAGCGGAACAGCAGAGGUCUUCUUCCAACAAGUCCUAGCUCUUACCGGCUGGGGCUACCGCGUCAUCUCUUUGCAAUAUCCUGUCUACUGGGACCUUAUGGAGUUCUGUGAUGGCUUCCGCAAGCUACUCGAUCACCUUCAACUAGAUAAAGUCCAUUUAUUUGGGGCCUCUCUUGGGGGAUUCUUGGCCCAGAAGUUUGCAGAGACAACACACAAAUCUCCGCGGGUGCACUCGCUCAUAUUGUGCAAUUCUUUUAGUGACACUUCAAUCUUUAACCACACAUGGACAGCAAACAGCUUUUGGCUAAUGCCAGCCUUCAUGUUGAAGAAAAUAGUCCUGGGAAACUUUGCUAAAGGGCCUGUGGAUCCUAAGAUGGCAGAUGCUAUUGACUUCAUGGUUGACAGACUGGAAACCCUAAACCAAAGUGAGCUGGCAUCCCGGCUAACAAUGAACUGCCAGAAUUCCUACGUGGAGCCACACAAAAUCAAGGAUGUUGCUGUUACUAUUAUAGAUGUAUUUGACCAGAGUGCAUUGUCGUCUGAAGCUAAAGAGGAAAUGUAUAAGCUGUAUCCCAAUGCCAGGAGGGCACAUUUAAAAACAGGAGGAAACUUCCCUUAUCUGUGUCGCAGUGCUGAGGUCAAUCUUUAUAUACAGAUUCACUUGAGACAGUUCCACGGGACGAGAUACGCUGCCAUCAGCCCUGAGAUGGUGAACGCAGAGGAGCUGGAGGUGCAGGAGAGCAGUUUGACCCACUCUGAGGAUGACCAGUGAAACAGACCAUAUGGACACUACAGACAGAACAGACUAUACUAAACUGUGGCCAUAUGGAACAGUGAAAUCCCUCAAUGCAUUUUCUGAGCUGGUCAUUUCACAAUACAUCUGGAGCAAAACUGUCAAUCAAUCUACACCGGAAUAUAUUUUUUAUUUUACAGAAAAAGCAAUAUUUUCAUAGUUUUUGUACAUAAAUAUCCUAUAAUACUCUCCUUUAAAGAAAACAACAGGACUUUGCCUUAUGUGAGAAGGAUUUGAGAAACAUUGCACUCAUAAAUGCCUAAUGUUGUUGCCUCAAAGUGUACAGAAUUACAUACAAAUAAUGCACUGGAACCAGAUCAUGUUUCUAAAUUAAAAAUCAUGAUACACUUUUCA
Boleophthalmus pectinirostris (great blue-spotted mudskipper) is the source of this 1443-nucleotide messenger RNA. It is a transcript of the gene spg21, whose product is annotated as SPG21 abhydrolase domain containing, maspardin. The transcript has 9 exons. NCBI's taxonomy places the organism in Eukaryota, Metazoa, Chordata, Actinopteri, Gobiiformes, Gobiidae. The record is from RefSeq and is a predicted model, not a curated record. Gene Ontology annotation, cellular component: cytosol; trans-Golgi network transport vesicle. Gene Ontology annotation, molecular function: CD4 receptor binding. The coding region runs from base 142 to 1068 and encodes 308 amino acids.